This is a messenger RNA of Desarmillaria tabescens, 1142 nucleotides long. RefSeq lists its product as uncharacterized. The transcript has a single exon. The coding region runs from base 219 to 920 and encodes 233 amino acids. NCBI's taxonomy places the organism in Eukaryota, Fungi, Basidiomycota, Agaricomycetes, Agaricales, Physalacriaceae. The record is from RefSeq and is a predicted model, not a curated record.
CAGGCCGGUGAUGAGUCAUGGAAGCAAGUUCGGCAAGCACGAGGCAUCCACGGGUUGGUCGAUAAUCGGAAUCUGUCUGAAGCGAACCGGUUCAGCUGACGGAUAACGGAGAUAGAUUACGCGAUUGGUUACACAGCCAGAUGGUGUAUGACUCCGGCUCAACCGCAGACUCUCUCUUUCAUCCCUUUUCUAUAUAAGACCGGCUACAUUUCCCCCUGAUGGCCCCCAACCGCUGUCCCCCGACAUGCAUUACUCUGCAAAGCACGCAGAAGCCUCUCGUCUCCUCGAUCCCUCUUACUUACUACUCAACGACUCACAACUACCAGCCCCGCGUCUACAUAGACCGCAAGGGCAAUAUGCAUGAUCCAGACUACCGCCACUUUCCCGUGCUUUCAUCGUCCCCAGCCUCAUCCAGCUCGUCCUCGUCGUAUUCUCAUUCACGGCCUACCUGGGAAACAGGCUACCAGUCGGCCAUUCCCGACGAUGACGAUGACAUCCAGGGCGACUACUACGACCCUUUCACCAACCACGCGCUCAGGCGCUCAUCCUCCCUCACGCGCCCUACCACGCCUUACUACCCCUUCUCCUCCUCACCCAUAUCAGACUUUGAGUCGCCCUUUGACGACGGUCUCGAGGAGAAGCCAUGCAGCGUGAUGAAGAAGGCUUUCCGUCCGCGCAAGUGUCGCGAGAAGCGCCGCGCGUCUCUAGACUCUACCAUGGAAGAGUCCUACUACCCCGAGGCAGAGGCAGUCCCAGAAUUGGAAACAGACGAAGAAGAUGAGGAGCGUCACGAGAAGGAGGAACGUCCCGCUCCCACAUGCUCAGAGGCGAUGAAGAAGCAGUGGCAGUCGAUUUCGCUCACAGUUAGCUUUGGGGUUUUCAGAGCUAGGCGGAGGAUGAGGAGGGUGCUCAGUCGUUAAAUCAACACAUUUUUGCUGAGUUUCCCUUUCACUUCUUUGCAUCUCAUACCCACAUCAUACCCCGCAUCGUCUGUACACCUUCGCAAUCGCAUCACAUCACAUCAAUUUGUAUCGUUUAUCUUUUCGCACUUUCGAGAUACCUUUUUUCUCUUUUCAUGCACACGGUUAUAUUUUUCAUACAUGUAUCUUUACUUUUUUACAUGCGCCAAGACCCGAAUGACA